Molecule: messenger RNA, 459 nt
Organism: Brassica napus (rape)
Lineage: Eukaryota; Viridiplantae; Streptophyta; Magnoliopsida; Brassicales; Brassicaceae
Exons: 2
Coding region: 1-459 (152 amino acids)
Molecular function (GO): zinc ion binding
Source: RefSeq, a predicted model, not a curated record
AUGUCAGAGAGUGACAAUUUCCAGGCUUCGAAUUCUGACAGUAUUAUCUCGUCAUCCUCAACCGAGCAACCGGUAAAAUGUGCAUGUAACCUUACAACGCAUCCUGUGAGGGUGUGGACUCGUAAGAAUCCCGGGCGGAGAUUCGUUAGUUGCAGAGGUCGGCGAGUUGGGCGUCAGUAUGUGAAGUGUGAUAUCUUUCAGUGGGUUGAUCAGGAACCACCACACGGAUGGCAACACCUUGCUUUGCUUGAAGCGAGGGAUAUAAUUAAUGAGGAAAAAGAGGAGCUCGCAAAGCUGAGGAACGAGUUGAAUGGAAAAUGUGAAGAAUGUGAAGCGUUGAAGAGGACAGUGUUGGUACUUACUGAGAGGAGUUCGUUGCUUCGUAAUCUGUUGGUGGGUUCAUCGUUUGGAGUUGGAGUUGUUUUGGGUGGGUUCUUUGGUUUUUACCUGAAGGCUUAG